This is a messenger RNA of Cucurbitaria berberidis CBS 394.84, 1749 nucleotides long. RefSeq names its product kinase-like protein. Bases 1 to 1749 code for a protein of 582 amino acids. NCBI's taxonomy places the organism in Eukaryota, Fungi, Ascomycota, Dothideomycetes, Pleosporales, Cucurbitariaceae. The transcript has 2 exons. The record is from RefSeq and is a predicted model, not a curated record. Gene Ontology annotation, cellular component: mitochondrion.
AUGUCAACAAGAUGCAUCGCCCGACCAGCUUCAUGCUUGUAUGUUCUUUCCAUCAGACCCUCCAUUCGCCUUGCAGCACGAAGAUCAUUAUCAACAACUAUACCACGAAAAGCCCCUCAGCCUUUAGCAUGCGUGCUGGGUACGUUUGAUGAUGCAUCCUUAUUCUCGUACACCUCAGGUCGAUAUCUGUUCAACGAGGAACUACGGUUAAAGGAACGUCAUGUUGAGUUCAACGUCGAAGCCCUACAACUUGCGGCCGAAGCUUCUGUCGGCAACAAGCACGGAAAGACUAUCAGCAUAAAAAAGCUAGCAGAGGGGGGUUUCAAUCGAGUCCUCAUCUUAAAGUUGCAGGACGGAUUCGAACUGAUCGCGAAGAUCCCAUACCACAUAGCCCGGCCUGAAUAUUUUGCCACUGCUAGUGAGGCCGCUACCCUUACGUUCCUUCGGUCAAUAGGCAUACCUGUCCCAGAAGUAUAUGACUACUCUGCAACGGCAGAUAACCCUGUCGGUACCGAAUAUGUUCUUAUGGAGAAGGCUCCUGGGAUCUGCCUCGCAUCCCGAUGGGAGCACCUUCAAGACCUUGAGAUACGACGGCUUGCGCAUAGUUUCGUUGAGCUCGAACAAAAACUUUUCAAGGUUCCUUUCAGUGCUACAGGUAGCUUGUACUUCAAGAAGGACAUCGCAUCUAGCCUACAAGCUCCAUUGUACACAGAGGAACAUGCCAGAGAAGCAAACCAGUUUUGCAUCGGGCCUAUUGCCGACUACAUGUUUUGGUACGGUAGAAGAGCUGGACUACAGGUGAACCAUGGACCAUGGAAAAAUCACGUUGAAUAUCUUCAAUCAGUAGCGAAGAAAGAGAUGGACUGGACAGAGCGUUAUGGCAGAUCACUAGAACCCGACUUUCCCCACAACGAUUUGGGACUAGGACUUCAGGAUCCACAGGACCAUCUCAAGCUUCUGGAGUACUACCAGUUGUUGACGCCACACCUGCUGCCGAAGAACCCUGCACACCCCUUCAAUCAGCCUAUGCUUCGUCAUCCUGACGUUACCCCUGGUAACAUUUUCAUAAUACCCGAGACUGGUCGACUCUCUUGUCUUAUCGAUUGGCAACACGCCAUCGUCCAGCCACGGCUCCUUGCCGCUGGCUACCCUCGUGCGUUCGAGAAUCCAGACGACGUACUCUCCCCUGAGCUAGUAGGACCUAAGCUUCCAGAGAAUUUCACAUCCUUACAAGCAGAUGAGCAAGCAGCGGCGCGCGAUCUCUAUCGCCGGCGUCUCCUCUUUUUCAGUUACCGUGUGCUCAACGGCCAUCUCAACCAGCACCACAUCGCAGCUUUACGUGACCCACUUCUUCUUGGUCGGCAGAUGCUCGUAGACAGGGCUGGCCGUCAGUGGGAAGGCAAUCUUGUAACACUCAAAGGGGCUAUCAUACGUGCAGUCCAGUUCUGGGAGCACUUGCCUGAUGUUGCGGAUACGGAGUGUCCCGUGCGGUUUGAUCAAACUGAAUUAGACAAGUUCAUAGAGAUUGAGGACGACUGGCUGAAGAUGAGCGUAGCUGUGGAGCAGUGGCGGCAGAGAGUCUGCAAUAUGACCGAGGAGGGAUGGGUGCGGAAUGAGGAUUAUGAGGAAGCGAAGAAGAAGCUUGAAGAGCUGAGAGAGGAGAUUCGACUGCAGUGUGAAGGGGAUGAAGAGGAUAUCCAAGCCUUCCGGACUGGUUGGCCAUUCCGCGAUCGCGAGGAAGUUGAUUAA